Molecule: messenger RNA, 3645 nt
Organism: Strongylocentrotus purpuratus (purple sea urchin)
Lineage: Eukaryota; Metazoa; Echinodermata; Echinoidea; Camarodonta; Strongylocentrotidae
Gene: arl2bp
Product: ADP-ribosylation factor-like protein 2-binding protein
Exons: 7
Coding region: 95-682 (195 amino acids)
Biological process (GO): maintenance of protein location in nucleus; positive regulation of tyrosine phosphorylation of STAT protein
Cellular component (GO): mitochondrial intermembrane space
Source: RefSeq, a predicted model, not a curated record
GCUCAAUAGAGGGCGAUCGUCUAUUGCAAAAAAAUUGCCAAACGACCGACGCUACAUACCGCUCGAUUCUGUGUUAGGCCUACCAAAACUGAUUAUGGCCACGAAUUUGCUUGGAGACGGAGACCAUGAUGAUUUCAUGGACUUCCAAGAAGAAUUAGCAGGAUCAAGUUCAAAUCUAGCGGAUCGGAAGUUUGAUGCUAUCAUUGGUCAUAUUGAAGAUAUCAUAAUGGAGGAUGGUUUCCACAGUCUGAAAGAUGACUUCAUGGAAAAGCAUUAUGAAGUGUUUGAAGAUACAGAGGAGAACAAGUUUGAAUACACAGACAUCUUUAAUCAAUAUACAAGACUGAUAGAGAAGUACAUUGAAGAACAACUGACUGCUAGGAUACCUGCUUUCUGUAUGGAGGAGUUUCUCAAGCAAUUACUGAAAAGGAAAGACAAGUUGGAAGGAGAAAUCUUUGAGAUUCUCUACACAUUCAGUGACUUUGUAGCAUUCAAAGAAUUAAUGGUGGAUUACAGAGCGGAUAAGGAGGGUACAUGUAUUGAUAUGGGUGACAAUCUCAUAGUAACUCCAUUCACCGUCAACAACACCAAAGCAGCACCAUCAUCAUCAUCAUCCUCCUCCAAACCAGCAUCAGGGUCAUCAUCAACAUCAGGGCCUUCAGAAGCAACGGGAUCGUCAUAACAGAUUCAGGUUUUUAGUCCAGUUGAAGUUUUAUCAGCAGUAGUGUUUCUUUCUUUGAUAGUUCUAUCAUAGGUAUUCAGUACUUACUCCUGUAAAUUGGAAUGUUGUGAUGGAGGGCAAUGAAAGACACAUUUUGUAGAAAUGUAUUUAUCCGCUUGUUUGUACUUAUGCUGGAGAACAGGAAUGUGUUCUGUACUAAAUGGCAGUUUUACUCAAUUCUUUGGAUUCACAGAACUUUAAAACAAGUGUCCAUUUUGGGCGAGGUGUAUGUUUUCCAUGUUACAUUGCUCAAAAAAGGCAAGAAAUGAAUAACUCCAUAUUAAAAAUGCAAAGAAUGUCAUGUGAUAGCAGUUUUAUUUACUUUCUGCAUUAUAACAUUCCUGCUUUGAAUAACUUACAGAGGGUGGUAAUAUGCACAUCAAAUGUGAAGGAACUUCAUCCAGGUAUCGCAGUAAAGUGUUGGGGUAGUAAUAGUAGUAGUAAUGGGUGGUAAAAGUUGAAGUAUAUAUUGGCAGGCAUGCAUACAUGUAUGUGACCUAGGACUGUACAACUUUGUAGUAUAAAGUGACAAUCGCAUAGUAAUUUCAUCAUUCAUCAAUUUUAGUUGGGGGGGGGGGGGGGGGGGGGGGUUCUGUGCAAGAAAUUAACAUUAAUUUUGGUUGUAAAUUUGCAAUCUGCAAUAUGUACCUUCUCUUUUCUCCUGAAAUGGUAAAAUUUCAUUUAUAGGACAUUCUGAUAUGAGCUUCUUAAAAAAAAACGAAAUGAAACUUAUCAAAAAUGUGUGAACUUGCUGGUUUUAAAGAUAGCUUGGUUACUUACAUUAUAUUUGAUUUGUGCUAGCAACUGUCAGCCUCAGAACAAACUAUAUGCAUACAUGCAGCAAGAAUAACCUCUAAAUUAUUGAUUACCCAGAUUGUCUAGAAUAACAUGAAACCACUGCACACAGUGUUGAAAUUAUUUUACUAGGGGAAGUAUGUACAUUUGAUCCAGAGCCCUGAAAAAUGAACAUAAACUACCACUAGCAGGAAUGAAGAUGUGAGAAUUGCAUGAUUUUAUACUUGAGCAGUAAAUUUUUGGUUUUGUUAAAACAAUAUUCUUGGUCUACAAUCAUACAAUGUUACUAAUACUAUCCAAACAUGGUAUCAUUACAUGUUCAUGAUUCAAGUUACUUAACAUUUUUAUUUUCUGUGCCUUACUAGAUUAUGACACAAGUAAAAAUGCUGAUAUUACAGAGCAUGUCAUAUUUAAAACCUGUUUUUGCUUUAAAUAAAUAUGUUUAGAGGACAGUGCAGAUGCGCUGAUUCAAUGCAUUGCAUACAAACUCAUUUCUUGUAGAUUUGCAUGUAUUUGAAAGUAAGAAUGAUGUAUUGUGUAAGUGCCACAAAGUACAUGUUACAGGUUAAUGAUUUUCAUUAUUUUUUAAAAUCUCGUCUUCUUUCUCUCUAACCGAAAAAUGUGAGUCCUACCACAAUUUAAUAAAUUUGCAGCACAACAGAGUUUGAAUCGAUUUGUUUGCCUUGCUUAACCAUAGUAGUGAUUAUAAUUUUCAUGGCAACCUAUUAAUAUACCUUUACCUCUCAUAAUAAUUGGACGUUAUACAACAAAUUUACACCUUGAUAAACGUAAUCAGUACUCCGUCCUAAAUAAAGAUGACCUUGAUUAUUCUUGUUAGCUCUAAUAAUUUAUUCUUUGUAAAGUGAAAUGUAACGCACUUGAUGAAAUGUGUUCAUGAAUAGUGACCUUUACAUUCUAUUUGUUGAUUUCUUUUCAACCUAGAACCUUGUUUUUUCCAAUAUAUUUGAUGAAAACAUUUCAACCUCUAAAAGUAAAUAGAUUAUGAUAAUUUAAAAGAAAGGACUAUAUUCAUUUUUAAGGGCAAUUCUAUAGCCCUAAAUGCUCAAAUGUUUGCUCUUAGCUUGCUAUAACUAUACUGGAUAGACUGUUAAAUGAGUAUCUUUGACUAAAUAUAUAUGAGCUGAUUGCAAUCAUAUUCAGGAUUGCAUCUAGUUUUCGUUUUCGGUGAUCCAUAGAAUAUAUCUUGUGUUACUUACUCAAGUUUGAAAGAUGUAGAUAUGUACUAUUUGUAUCAUAAGUGUUUAAAAUCAGAUGUUUUUGCAGUGAAGAUGACAUUAUAUCUUAGUAGUACGUGUAUUAGAAGUUCAAGCAUAUCUUCCUCAUUAUAUCAUGUGCAUCCCACUUCAGUCCAUUUCUAGGAUGAGGACCAAUCUAUUUCAUAACAAUUUUCUACUCUCCAUUAAAUUUCUGUUGUAAGUUAUGAGAGAUAUCAAGUAGGAUGAAAUACAUUUCAUUGAUUUCAUGUGUAGUGUUGGAAUCCACUUGAGACAUGUAGUUAUAAUUAUGAUUACAUGGGGUACUCAUUGGUCUCUCAUAACUAUACAAAUAUUCAUGUUUCCAUGGCAUACAGUAUAGUGAUGCUUUAAUGUAUCAGUCAGUUUUUAACUUUGGCCUUAAAAAAAAGGUUGCCCUUUGCAAUCUAGCCCAAAAUCUUGGAAUCUAUGGUCAGCUUUUUGAAAAAGUUUUUGUUGUUAGUUACUGUUUUUAGAGAAGAAAAAAAAUAAAGCAUUCAAAACUGAGAAAUAUCAGCCCAAAGAGUGAGAAAAAAAAAAAAAAAGAUUUCUUACCAACCGACCCAUGUUUUGGCACCUAAAGGGCGAUACAACCCCUUUUUAUUUUUUUUAUUUUUUAGGCCUUAUCAAACUUAUCUCCUUCAAAGCUGGAAUACUUUCUAUAUUAAUGUGAUUAUCUUGAUAAAGUGGGAUGCUUGAAAAUGACAUGUUAGAAUUUUGUGUUGUACUAUUCUUGAACAGUUUGCUAAAUGUAUUCAAAACUUGCUUUCUACAGUUCUAACUGAAUAUACUCUUUGAGAUUCUGUAAUAAUUCUUUGAUUGUAAAUAAAUUGUAUUUAUACUUCACUGCAAAUAAAGUUAUUGUUAUUAUGACAA